Oryza brachyantha (malo sina) is the source of this 1562-nucleotide messenger RNA. Its product is annotated as zinc finger transcription factor YY1-like. Lineage: Eukaryota; Viridiplantae; Streptophyta; Magnoliopsida; Poales; Poaceae. The coding region runs from base 118 to 1299 and encodes 393 amino acids. Gene Ontology annotation, cellular component: transcription regulator complex; PcG protein complex. The transcript is spliced from 6 exons. The record is from RefSeq and is a predicted model, not a curated record. Gene Ontology annotation, molecular function: DNA-binding transcription factor activity, RNA polymerase II-specific; RNA polymerase II cis-regulatory region sequence-specific DNA binding. Gene Ontology annotation, biological process: regulation of transcription by RNA polymerase II.
AGCCCGUCCGGCGCCGUCGCCGACCGAGACUCUUCCUUCCUUCCUUCCAAGAAACCCUAGCUCUCCUCUCAGAGAGAGAGACACACACACACACAGAUCGGCAUUGCGGCGCGUUCCAUGGAGUACGCUGCGGGGGCGGGGGCGGGGGCGGGGACGGGAGGCUACUACUACUACCCGCCGUCGCAGCCUCGCCGCCCGCCGCGCCCCGCCGCCCGCUGGGUCAAGCACUGGAUCCCGCAGGAUCUCGCCACCUCCUCCGGCAAAGGCAAAUGCGCCCUCUUCAAGUGGGUCAGGGAGGAUGUGUACAAGAAUCUCAAGGACGGCACCGGCGCGGCGGAGGCCGAGGCGGUCAAGACUGAGCCAACCACAGAGAUCCUCUUCCUCUGCAGCUACGAAAACUGUGGCAAGACCUUUGUUGAUGUCGCCGCCUUAAGGAAGCACGCUCAUGUGCACAACGAGAGGCAGUAUAUUUGUCAGGAGCCUGGCUGUGGGAAGAAAUUCGUAGAUAGCUCCAAGUUGAAGAGACACCAUCUUAUUCAUACAGGGCAGAAGGAUUUUAUCUGUCCUCAUCCAGGCUGUGGUAAGGCCUUCUCAUUGGAUUUUAACCUGCGUUCACAUCUAAAGACGCAUGCGUUGGAAAAUUAUCAUGUAUGCCCUUUUCCAGCAUGUGGCAAAAGAUUUACGAGUGACUCCAAAUUAAAAUCUCAUGUCAAGGGACAUGAAAAGACUGGAACUCCGAUUACAGCGCAAUAUAUGCCAGCAUCAGAUAAACCACAAAUCUGCACUAAGCCUGUUACACCGGCAGCAACUAAGCCUGUUACAACGGCAGCAACUAAGCCUACCGCACCAUCACCCGCAAGCUUUGCUGAGCGCCCAUUUGUCUGCCCGUAUGAUGGUUGUGGGAAAGCCUACAUUCACGGCUACAAAUUGAACCUUCAUUUCAAAACACAGCAUCCUGAACACGGUCAAGAAGAGAAUGGUAAGAUUGCUGCACCUGCAGGUGAGCAUGCUGUGAAUGAUCGUGCCAAUCAUUAUAACUAUGCUGAGACUGGCGACCUUGCACCGAAUCCAAAGAGGAGCAAGACAAAUUCAGUGCACAAGACCCCUUCAUCUAAAGUCUACAAUGUCAAGAUAUCUAGCGCAUCACCUGCUGAUAUCAGUGGUGUGAAGAAUCAGUGGCCAGGUAAGUAUGAAGAUGACAGCGAAGAGACGGAAGAAGACCAAGGCAACAACAUUGAAGAUGGCUGGAGAUAUGGUAACCAGAAUGCUGAUGAUGAGGAAACAGAAUAUGAAGAUUAAUCAAUUUAUCAUCUUUUGCCCUUUACUAACACCCUUCUGCAAUGCAACGUAUGUCCUAUGUAGACCGUAGAACGUGGUGGCCAAUACUUUGUAGUAAUUUGUGUGUAUGCUGAACCCUAGCAGUAGAUUAGAGAAGUGAUGAGUGUUGUUGAGGGUAGUAGAUUCAGAUUAUGAAGGCAUUGCAUCACGAUGAUGGUGCAGUUUGGUCCUAUUUGUUGACAUGAAUAGUUUCUGACUUUCUGUAUGCAGCAUAUUCCCGUUCA